AGUCGACUAAAGAGGACAAGGUGUGUUCUUAGGUACGAUCUUCUGCUACCUUAACCAUUACCCUGGUUAAGAUUAUUUUUUAGCAUUUUUAGCGUUUCUUAAAGAAGAGAAGAUGGAGGCCACAGAAAGGGAAAACACAGAGGACAUUGAGACUCUCAUGGAGGACAUGGACUACAUCCCUGGUCACUUCCACCUGGAUCUAAAUCUUAACUGUGAUCCUACUGGGCCAGUGAAGCUGAGACAUCGGGACACUUAUUUAAGACAGGAAAGCCUGCGAGCUGAGCUAGAAGCAGAAGUUGGAUAUUUGCAAUAUGCUGUGCGAAAUCUGUUGGGCCUGCUGGCUUUUAACCUGGAACAGCUGGACACUGCUGAGGAAAUAUUCAGGGGCAUUUGCAAAGAGGACCCUGGGAAUCUGAAUGCCUGGGCAAACCUGGGCUACGUGUACGACAAGCUGGGACGAGAACUGGAUGCAGGCGAGUGUGUGGACAAAGUGUCCAACCUCAUGGGCUUAGAUGGCGGUGAGGCGUCUCAGGAUGAGAUCAGGAUUAUGGCUGCACGCUGCCUGGUCGAGCAGGCCUACGUCUUUCCGUACGAUAUAGAGCUGGACAGCGACGACGAUUUGAGAGAGCGACUGAACACUGCACUGUCUUUUUACAACAGAGCCCUGCAUUAUGGGGGUGACCUGAUACCGAUAGAGGAAAAACGAAGCUGGUAUUUUAAAAUGGCAACAAUCUACAUAAGGCUGGACAACAUAGUAAAGACCAAAGAGGAUUCUGAGUACUCCAGACUUUCGCACUACAAUAAAGGACUCCAGUUUCUGAAAGAAACACUGGAAUCUGAGAAAACACAGCACAAAGCUCUAGCUUGGUGUUAUGUCGGCAUCAUGUUAGAAAGGAAGAAGGAGUUUUCCCCUGUGCCCAUGUCCAUACACGACUGCGGUUUCUCGGCUUCGGAUCCUCUGUCCUGUUAUGGAACUGCCAUAAAUAUGGCCAGUGACGAUGCAUUUAUCCUGAACCUUCUGGCCAGAGUCUUCUCUCUGCUGGGUAAACAUGAAAUGGCUACAGGGAUCUGCAAUAUGGCCCUAAAUGUGCUGCCAGAUCCAGAACUCAACUGGCAGGCUCACUGCACCCGUGCCAAGAUCAAUAUAAUCCUGUACAUGGGGGACCUCGAGAAGGCAAAGCUUGGUGAUGGUGGAAUCCCAGACCGACAGAAGCUAAUUGAAGCUAGAAAAGACUUAGACAAAGUACUCGGUGUACGCCCCUGUCUUCGAACACAUUUGGAGAUGGCACAGGUAUACUACUACAUGGGUGUAGAUGCACUCCAGGAGAGCCUUUUGGUGGAUGAGAGUGCAAUAAAUAGUGCCCUGGUGAGUUUGUCUCACGCUCUGAAGUUUGAGCUGGGAGACUGCUUACCGGAACUUCAUGUGCUCAGAGGACGCUGCCUCCUCGUGAAAGGCGAGGAGCAGAACGCCGUAGACUGCUUCAAAAAAGCUCUGGAGUUAGAGAAACAAGGGAGCAGAGACACCACAGCCCUGCGCUGCCUCUUACAGGCUCUCCUGACUCUGUUCAUGCAGGGAGACCCUGACCCUGGCAUUGUCAUCACUCAGCUGGAAAUGUGGGUGCUCAAGGCAGAGGAGCUGUACUCUCAGGACAUAGUGAAGGCUGAGCUGAGGUACCUUUAUACGACACACACGGCAGAGGUUACAGAGUUAUCGAGGGUUCUGAUCAAGACAGGACGCCUGGACCUAGUGAGGAGGCUGCUGGAUACAGUGGUGCCUAAACAGCUGGCUAAAAAGAGAUCACUGGUCUUUAGGUCGGUCUCAUUAACAUGAUACAAAGAUGUGGCUUGAACAGUUAUUAAAGAAUGACUUAACAUAAUUUCAUGUAUUUAAAUAAACAGCUCUUACUAAGUGCUGCCUAUACAGCAUUUACAGGAUGUUUUCUCCAAACUGUGAUUAAUCUAUCGUUCUGUUUUUUGUAAGAUAAUAGCUGUAAGGUAUCAUAUUUUUUAGAGUGCUUCGCAAACUGAGUAGUUUUACAUCUUAAGCAGUCUUACUGCUAUUGCAAAACCCACACACUGUCCCUCUACCUCUCACAUAAUAGAUGUUUUACCACUAAUGACCUGCAGAUGGGGGUAUAUACCAUAAGAUUGUUGAACCAAAAACAGAGUUGGCAACAAUGUAUCGUGAGCCUUUGAGAAGUGUGAUGUAAGUGUUUAUAGGACAUUUAAAAUUGCAUUUAAUAAAAUAAUGACUUUUGGAACACUUAAUACACCAACUCUUGCAGAUGUGGAAUCUCACAGGUUUGAGGGGGUACAAGCAUUUAGUUGACACAGUGAUUGUUGAUAUUUUCCUUAAUUUAAAUACAUGUCUAUUAAUUUGUAGUUAAAUGAAUAAGUUAUGAUGACAUAUACAAAGCAAACCUGUUGCUUCAUCCUGCUGCAAUUUGAAGGAUAAAAUCACACAGAAAUGUAUGUUGGGACUCUGUAUUUUUUAUACUAACUUAUACGCAAGCCUUAGUUACCGGUAAGGAAAGUACAGCUGGUUUAAGGGUUUUCUUUCCCCAAUAUUUGAAAGGUACAUUUCUAAAUUAGGGGUGUAAUCUUCUGUACUUAAAAAUACUUACCAGCAAGUACAGUAGAAAGUGAAAAUAAAAUGAAAGUAAGAGUCUGGAAAGAAGAUUAUUGGAAAGAUUAUUUUUGCCAAAGUUUUUUUUUUUUUAAAAAAGAUACAAAUUAGUAAAACCUUUAUAUAUGUUUUUUUUUCUUUUUUGUCUUGCCAAGGAUAUCAAAAUGAGUCAAGUGUGAAGGUGAGUGAUUGUAUGUAUUUAUGUAUUUGCAAAAGCAGCUGAAGCAGUCUCCACCUUUCUGUGGAAGCCAAAAUGGAUUUCCAUUCCAUUGUUAUUCAAAUAUUUUCACGUAGCCUUGAGUUUGUCGUGACACAUUUCAGACGUCUCUGCUGACUUCACUGCCACUACACUGGGGACUCGUGAGAUCUUGUUUACAGAAUAUAACAUAUAACACGAUGCUCAGGACGGAUUUCAUUCAAAAGUAUAAAACAGUGGAAAAUUACAUUGUAAAUUUUUACAUAAAAGGAAAAAUGCUUUUAUUAAGUUCAUUUGACAACUUCUUUUGUUGAGUGCCGGUGCAGAAAGAUAGAAACUUACAUGAAGGACAAAAACCACGUGAAAAAAAGUUACAGAACUACACAAAGAUUUCAAAAUGUUAUUAAUCUUUUUGUUCUAUCAAAUCAUAAACAAGAAGACUGAAAGUCACAAAGUAAACCUAGACUGAAUGCUGAAUGAGCUAAGGCAAAGACAAACUUUAACUCUGCUUUCUUUAAAAGUUAGAUUUAUGAUAAUGAUUUGAGUUACAAUUUGUCUGAUCCCCCAUCGUAAGGCCUUUGACCGUUUCUUGUUUUAUUUAUUGCAAAUGUGUUUGAUGAGUCAGAGGUCUUUAAAACAGGGAUUAAAUUAAAAAUAUGCAUGAAUAAAACAUAUUGUUCUUGUCUUUAGAUCAUCAAAGCAAACCUCUUACCAGCUCUUUAAAAAAAAGUCAAAACCAAAUACCAGUUCACUUAGUCACAACAAACAUAGUUAAACUCAAUCAAAUGCCUUUUUAAAGACAGAGCACACCAAUGAAAAGCAACCCUGGCAUGAAGCCAUAACAGACUCUCAUCUUUGCCUGGUGGACUUAACUGGUGCAGGCUGCAUGUUGAUGACACUUGUGCUUUUCUUGCGAAUUUUUAACUCACGGUGCAUCUCACACCAAGAGCACCACACACAGAAACAGGAACUCAUCAUGUCCUUACAGAUAGAACCCUGUAGAGAAAUAUUUGGUAAUUAUACACUUUUACCACUUUAUCCAGUCAUUAGUUACAGCUAUAGCUUCUUCCUCCCAUCACCCCAAUCGGUUGUGGCAGAUAGCUGCCCCUGCCUGAGCAUGGAUUUCUUUCUGUUCAAAAUGAGUUUUUCCUUUCCACUGUUGCCAAAUGCUUGCUCAAAGUGGGUCAUUUGAUUGUUGGCAUUUUCUCUCUAUUAUUAUAGGGUCUUUACCUUAAAAAAUAAAGUGCCUUUAAAAAGAUUGGAUUGAAUUAACUAUUACUGAACUGAACUAUUACUAAUACUUGAUUCUCUUUAUUUCUGACUGUGGGAAUGUAAAAAACAGCAGAAAUUUUUAACAAGAAUUUCUUUGACAAAUUUACCUUGGUGCCAUAUUUAUAUCGAAUCCCAACCUUAAUGGCCAAGGCAGCAGGAGGUACAACAAUUGGUAUCCCAAUGGCUGAGGUCACAGCUGUGCUGAACAUGUCGCAUAAUGGGACACAGCGGUGGUCUCCCAUCUGUCCUACAACUGUGCAGGUAAGGCAAGGGCAGCACCAGAAACCAUAGCAGCCUGAAAACAACUGCAGUACAAAAUACGUAGUACAUGAUUUAAGCGACAACACAUAGUGUACAAUUUCAUAGAGAGUUGUUGAUGCUUACAAGAUGUCAUGUGUUUGCAAGCUCCUUUGACUACGAUGACCUGGAUGACUGAGAACCUUCACAGACGUCAUGUGUUUACAACAGUCACAGAGGGUGGCACUCUAGUUUGUCGAUGAUUGUGUUUCCAUUGUCGUUAAAUGUUAGUCACAGAAUAAAGUCAAAUUACCUGUUGAUACAUAGGAAUCAGUACCAAGCAACAGCACCUAAAUAGCAAAAUUGUCACUUUCAGCAGCAAAUAUUUGUUGUUGAUUCAAAUGCGGAACAUUGAUUUGGAUGCUGAAAUGCUUAGUAACAACAUUAAAACAGAAAAAACCCAACCUGCUAUCUUCUACAGUUGAAAUACAUAAAUGUCAAUGUUAAGUUUUAAAGACAAAAACACUAAAUCUACACACAAUGCCAAUAGACAUCAGUUACAGGCCCUAAGCAUGUUUUAAAAACUACUUCAUGCUUUAUGCUAGUACUAUAUACUGCUUUAUGUCUUUCAAUAACAAUCACAAUACAUAACAUUUCCUAUGAAGAAACACGAAAAAAAAAAACAACCAACAACAAAAAAAACUGUACCUGUCAAAGCUGGGUAUGUUGUUGUGAAGUCAGGUAAAUAUGAAAGAACAUGCCUUCUGUGCCUUUUGUAUUAUACAAUCACUUGGCAAAAACAAUGUUGUAGAACCAGAAUUAUUGCCAGAAAAAGGGUUAAAACAGUGAUGUACAUUAGGAAUCAUGUGUCCAUGGGUUUAUAUUUCUGUAAGUGUGCCAAAUGUGUUGUUGACUCCACAUUAAACAAAUAUGUAAGACUGCUUUCUUC
Molecule: messenger RNA, 5280 nt
Organism: Haplochromis burtoni (Burton's mouthbrooder)
Lineage: Eukaryota; Metazoa; Chordata; Actinopteri; Cichliformes; Cichlidae
Gene: ttc22
Product: tetratricopeptide repeat domain 22
Exons: 8
Coding region: 113-1831 (572 amino acids)
Molecular function (GO): protein binding
Source: RefSeq, a predicted model, not a curated record